Molecule: messenger RNA, 180 nt
Organism: Hyaloscypha bicolor E
Lineage: Eukaryota; Fungi; Ascomycota; Leotiomycetes; Helotiales; Hyaloscyphaceae
Product: pea pathogenicity protein
Exons: 1
Source: RefSeq, a predicted model, not a curated record
AGUAUAUAUAUUCAAGCGGUUAAUUUGAGGGUUUGGAAGCCUGGACGGGACUUGGUAGUUAACGAGAUAAUUAUACGAUUUGAAGGUCGAUUAAAAGAGAUAACUACUGUUUCAAACAAGCCCAUACCUACAGGAUAUAAGGUCUGGGGAGUAGCUCAGAAGGGGUUCUUACUUGUAUAG